GCUGAUGUUAAAGCAAGGGGGGGGAAACAGAACAAACCUCCCCUCUUAUUCUCUCUUUUCUUCUUUCUUCACUACUCCGUCCAAAAACCAGCAAAGAAAGGACUCCAUACCUCACUGAUAAUGGAAGACUCUGAGAAAUUGACGGCCCUGAAGAAGGCCUACGCCGAUAUAAUCCUUAAUACGGCGAAAGAGGCGGCGGCGCGUAUUAUGGUUUCAGAAAGGAACGCUAUUCGGUUUCAGCAGGAGCUGUCCACUACUAAAGAUGAGGCGUUUCGGAUACUGCUUAGACUUAAGCAAAUGCUGGAUUCUAAGGCCAGUGAGGCAGAAAUGGUGUCUUUAAACCAAAAGAAAAAGAUCGAAGAGCUUGAAGCCCAGCUUGAGGAAGCUGAGGACAUAGUGAGGGAACUUAGAGCUCAGUUGCAGGACGUUCAAGAUGAAUUGGAACAUGUGAGGAACAAAAACGUAGAGCCCCUAGAUGAGCAAAAUUUGGCCGGUAACGUUGCAACUCGAGGGGACUUGCCAAACUCACAUGAGAGGAUUGCACCUUGUAACAUAAGUUCAACUUUAAAUGGGACAUGCCAUGACGACAGUUGGCCUGAAAGUAAGAAUGACUUGCAGAUGGAUAAUGGCCAAGUUCAUGGGGAUUUUACCUCCAUGGUGAUGAGAAGCAAAGAACCUGAGCUUUACAGAAAUGGCUGCACUCAGAGAGUACGUGCAUUUGAAAGAAAAUUGUUCGAUGGAAAAGUCUGUUCGACUGGACAAGCUGAAGAUGUCAAGAAUAGGGUAUGCAAUAUGGGUGAAGAAGAGGGUAAACUGAUGUGUAAAACAAACAUUACCAAGGCUGAUAAUGUCUGUGGAGAAAGGAAGAAUUCUAAUGAGAUCAAGACAUUGCCUAAUCUAUUAAGUAGGGAUACUCAAGUUCCAAUCAUUAAAUCCCUCCGUCGAAAAAGAAAACGAGCUACUAGAUACAACAAAAAGAAAACUUUACCCAUUUUUGAUGACAUUGCUAAACAAUGCAACUCGCCUGAUCUUCACUGCUCAGAAAGUCCUUCAGUGUAUAACGAUGGUACCGGGAAAUGUCUGUCACAAAAUGAAAUUGAUAGUCAGGAUGGUUUAAUUUUGCUCUCUACCCCUGUACUGUCUGAAAUUAAUGAAAUGUCAACACCUUCGAGUUGUCCCGACGACAGUGAGGGAGGUGAUGCAGUAAUAAAUGAUUGUCCUAUUAGGAACGUGACAGACUACGAUACAGCAGCUGUAGGUAAAUCGGACUUCACUAGCCAGGAAAGUUUAUGUGGGGAGAAUUUGGAGGCUUCUGCUUAUAAAGUAGAGGUUGAUCCAGUUAAGGAGUCAUCAGUUAAGUCGGACGUGAAAGACUCCGACGUAGUUGAUGAGAUUCCUAGUCAACAUUCAAAUAAUAAAGUUCUCAUGUAUACAUUCCGAAGAAAGCGAAAGAAGGAAUCUUUGAGCAGCCCUGAUGGUAAAUCACCCAUUGAUGAAAGCAUAUCAAAGAAAAGGAUGAAGGAUAAACAAAGUGCAUCGUCGGAAUCAGACAAGUUUAGCUUAAUGACAGAAUCAUCUCGGGAUAACCGACGGUUAGCACAGGUUGCUCGACAGCUCAUAUCUUUGUCUGAGAAGAAGUGGCGGUAAUAGAACUCUGGCUGCCCUGCAAUUCAUAAUUGUUGCUUGAGAAAUAAAAUCAGCUGCAACAAAAAAGAGAACGCUGAAUGGGCAAGUGAAGUGGUUUUCCAAGCAAGUACCACAGGCCAUGAGCAAGUACCAUUUGGGUGCUGGUGCUGUAUGUGCACUAACUUAUGAAUGUUGUUUAUGUAAUCUUUAUAUCCUUCCCUUCAUUACUAUAUAUUAAAAGCUUGAAUCUUGGCAUUUUUCUUUCCCUUGGGAAAGCUUACUUAAUUAUAUUCCAAUGUUCACAUGGUAUUUAUUUCUCU
Messenger RNA from Cucurbita maxima (winter squash), 1946 nucleotides. RefSeq lists its product as uncharacterized. The transcript is spliced from 4 exons. Lineage: Eukaryota; Viridiplantae; Streptophyta; Magnoliopsida; Cucurbitales; Cucurbitaceae. Bases 121 to 1647 code for a protein of 508 amino acids. The record is from RefSeq and is a predicted model, not a curated record.